Plodia interpunctella (Indianmeal moth) is the source of this 3942-nucleotide messenger RNA. RefSeq names its product 5' nucleotidase B (gene Nt5b). The transcript is spliced from 12 exons. NCBI's taxonomy places the organism in Eukaryota, Metazoa, Arthropoda, Insecta, Lepidoptera, Pyralidae. The record is from RefSeq and is a predicted model, not a curated record. Gene Ontology annotation, molecular function: 5'-nucleotidase activity. Bases 228 to 2126 code for a protein of 632 amino acids.
UUAAUACAUGUUAUCAAUAUAAUAAGAUAAGCAGAAUUUGCUUUUGUUCAACUGUUUACAUCAGAUGUGACCAGUCAAAAGUUAUCAUCGUGUGGGGUCACAAAACGUUACUAGCUUGCCUUGCACGUGAGGACAACGCUCAUCAGUUCUAUUCCAGAUUUGUUACAAGUUGGUUGUUUAUUGGAGCAAAUUUUUAUUUGAAUUAAAAUUAAAUAUACAUAUUUAAAAUGCCCGAUGCAUUUGAAAGUGCCUAUCCGUUGUCUCCGACGGUAAAUCCGGAGGAUAUUCGCGCACGCGCAAAUUCUUCAUCGAAAAAAAAGCGACCAGUGGUAGCUUUCUUAGCAGACGACGAGGCCGUAGAAAUACCUGAUAAAUCUGAAGUCGGUGUUAGCAAGCCGCUAGCACGGAGCGACAAGAGCGAAGUGGAGUUGGAUAGCUUUGCCGAGUCACUCUCCACCAUGCACAGUACUUGGUUUGACAAAAGGGUGCUUGAGCACAGAAUCUUCGUAAAUAGAUCUCUACAUUUAGAAAAUGUUAAGUUUUACGGAUUUGAUAUGGACUACACAUUGGCUGAGUACAAAUCGCCGCAAUACGAAACUCUAGGAUUUAAUUUAACUAAAGAAAGACUAGUAUCGAAAGGUUAUCCUCGUGAAAUAUUAGAAUUUGAAUACGACCCGUCAUUCCCAGUCAGGGGCUUAUGGUUUGACACAUUAUAUGGUAACCUAUUAAAAGUAGAUGCCUACGGAAACAUAUUAGUAUGUGUACAUGGUUUCGAGUUUCUUAAGCAUUCACAAGUAUACGAAUUGUAUCCAAACAAAUUCCUGACACUAGACGAAUCAAGAGUGUAUGUGCUGAACACAUUAUUCAACUUGCCAGAAACAUAUCUCAUAGCGUGUUUAAUAGACUUCUUUACUAACUCGCCACAGUAUACAAGAGAAAAAACAGGUGUACGAUGUGGCGACCUGGCAAUGUCAUUCAGGUCCAUCUUCCAAGACGUGAGAACCGCCGUAGACUACGUCCACAUCCACGGGGAUCUCAAAAAGAAAACCAUAGAGAAUAUAGAGUUGUACCUGAAGAAAGACGAGAGGCUGCCGAUGUUCCUGUCCAGGAUAAAAGAGAGCGGUGCCAAGAUCUUUAUCCUGACGAACAGCGACUAUAACUUUACAGACAGAAUUAUGAGCUACCUGUUUGAUUUCCCUCACGGUGCCAAGCCAGAUGAUCCUCACAGGAACUGGAAGACGUAUUUCGAUUGGAUCGUAGUGGACGCUAAGAAGCCACUUUUCUUCGGCGAGGGAACGACUCUGCGGCAAGUGGACACUCGCACCGGCGCGCUGAAGAUGGGUCACCACGUCGGUCCUUUGCACGAGAAACAUGUGUAUUCCGGAGGCUCGUGUGACGUAUUUACGGAGCUGAUCGGUGCCAAGGGUAAAGAUGUCCUAUACAUCGGUGACCACAUCUUCGGUGACAUCCUCAAGUCCAAGAAGAUAGGCGGCUGGCGCACCUUCCUCAUAGUGCCCGAGCUGGUGCAGGAGCUGCAUGUGUGGACAGACAAGUGCUCCCUGUUCGCGCAAUUACAGAACCUGGAUAUACAGCUGGGAGAUAUGUACAAAGACCUGGACUCGAGCACGAAGGAGAAGCCGGACAUAUCGAAGCUGCGCGCGGCGAUCCGCGACGUGACGCACAAGAUGGACCUGGCGUACGGCAUGCUGGGCUCGCUGUUCCGCUCCGGCUCACGGCAGACCUUCUUCUCUUCGCAGGUGGUGAGGUACGCCGACCUGUACGCGGCGUCGUUCCUGAACCUGAUGUACUACCCGUUCUGCUACAUGUUCCGCGCCCCGGCCAUGCUCAUGCCGCACGAGUCCACGGUCGCGCACGAGCAGCGCUUCACUGUGGACGCGCCCACCAUCGACAGAUCGCGGCACCCGAGCGCGGCGCGGUCGCACUGCAUCAUAGCGGAGGACUCCUCGGACGAGCACUACUACGCUGCGCCCGCGGCCGCGCCCGCCGACCCUAAGGCAACGGCGUCUGUGCCGCACGCGCGGCCGGAGACGCCGCGCCAGCUGACGCACACGCACGACGAGGACUGCUCCGACGACGACGACGUUGCCAAGGCGCACGGGAAAUAGACCCCACACUACACCCGCCAUUCAUAUGCGCCGCUAUAUUUUGUUCAAGUUGCUCGUACAUAACGACUUUCGAUUGAACUAGCGCAAAUAGUGUUUUUUGCUUCAUCCCGAACAAUGCAGUUUGGUAACACGAUCUUAGUCCUACAGCAACUUUAACAAAAUGAUCGGUCUUAAUUGUGUCGAUUGUUUCGCUACUUCAGAAUGUAGCUUCCAAUAAAUAUGAUGAGAAUGUUUUGAAGUUGCGUGACAAUCUUAUUCGAAUAGUCAAUUCUGUGAUUAUUAGCUCAGUAGCAACAGAUUUAAUUCCGUGUUUUGUCCAAUGGGUCAAAUUAGAUCAAACGAAAAGUGAUUUUAAUUGUUUCCCCAGUGUUAUGUGGUAUUUUUGAUAAAAUUAAUUUCAUUACAUUUCAAUUUCUCCAAAUUAAAUUUCACCAACUUCAGAUUAAAAUCGGAAACCGAGAGAGAUAACCACACGUUCGCAUUUUGUGUUUAUUAAAUUUAAUAUGCUCUAAUAUAUUUCUGUUUGAUCUGAAUUGACACUUAACUAAUGAAUGAGGCUUGAUGAGCCGUGUUAAUGAGUAUGUAAAUAUUUUCAGAACCAUCAUAAAGCAAGUCCUAAUCGAUUAAAUGUUUUGUUAGAUAUUUGUGCCUAUUUCGGGUUUAUUGUAAUGUGAUUUUCCAUUGUCUCACCCAAUCAAUAAAUGAUACGAAUUCCUUAACAUUUUCCCGCAGUUUCUUUGGAGCGAAAUGUAAAGUUAUAGAGCACUAUAGUAUAGAUAGGAUAUAUAUUAUAAAAAAAUGUAGUACAGACAAGGUAUACGAUAUCGUUUGUACGAAAUAAUAAAAUAUAUAAAUUAACAAAAUAAUAAUAAGUUUGUUAUUUCAUCUAUAUCUAUUAGCUAUAGUAAUACACGCAUCUAAAUAUGAUUGAUAUUGCCAAGUAUAUGAGACUUUGUGUGGUAGGAGGAUUGAAAACAAGGUUUUUUUUUCUAUGUUCAAUUCAAUUUUGGUGGCUUUGUGUUGCUUCAUAUUUAUACGUAAUUUUAGCUUAAGCACGUUUUACAGUUUUUUUUCUCGGAAAUAAACCUCAGUAUUUGACUAUGUUUCCUUAGUCACGUAAGAGAACACAGGGUCGCGCGAGUUGUGAUUGGAUACUGUUACCGUGUUUUUAGGCUGUUACAUUGAAGAAGCUUCAAUUGGAGCCAAGAAUUUCAACAUUGUAAUGACGCGUGUGUAUUAUGUAAUGAUUCGAAUGUAUGUACGUAAAUAUAUUAUAUUUAUCGUUAAAAAAGUCUUGUUAGUUUAUUUGAGAUUUUAUUUGUCAGCCCAACCAAAAUUAGAUAUUUUAAGUUUUAUCAACUAUAGAUUCGAGUAAGGAAUAACGCUAUAGCUCAGUCAGAAGCCUUUAAACGUGUGUAUUGCAAAAAAAUUUGAGCUGUUUUUAUUCUAAAAUGAUUUAAGGCCGUUUUAGAAUUUAGAUUAAGAUGUCUUCAUUUAGCUAUUGUUAAUUAUUAUAUAUGGAUACGAAAACUUUAUGUUAAUUAAUAUCAAACAUUGGACUGGUCUGGUAAUUCUUGUAUUGAUAUUUUUUUUUACCCACAAAUUCAUAUUAAUUUCCUUGAUGCAUAAAUAUAAAACUGUAUUCUUGGUCUGUAGCUAUUAUUUAACUACCAACAAUUUAGGGAAAUCCUUUAAAAAUUGAUGGAGGCUUUCUACGUAAUCCCCAAAAGGCAGAUUUUAUUUGCCAUAAUGUAAUUGAUGACAGAUUUUUAAAUAUGUAUUAUGUAAUUAAAACGAAAUAAAAUAAUAUAAUUAA